Messenger RNA from Elephantulus edwardii (Cape elephant shrew), 1296 nucleotides. RefSeq names its product cleavage stimulation factor, 3' pre-RNA, subunit 1, 50kDa (gene CSTF1). Gene Ontology annotation, cellular component: mRNA cleavage stimulating factor complex. Gene Ontology annotation, biological process: mRNA 3'-end processing. The record is from RefSeq and is a predicted model, not a curated record. The transcript is spliced from 5 exons. Gene Ontology annotation, molecular function: protein binding; RNA binding. The coding region runs from base 1 to 1296 and encodes 431 amino acids. NCBI's taxonomy places the organism in Eukaryota, Metazoa, Chordata, Mammalia, Macroscelidea, Macroscelididae.
AUGUACAGAACCAAAGUGGGCCUGAAGGACCGCCAGCAACUCUACAAGCUCAUCAUCAGUCAGCUGCUGUAUGACGGUUACAUCAGCAUCGCCAACGGCCUCAUCAACGAGAUCAAGCCCCAGUCCGUGUGCGCGCCGUCGGAGCAACUCCUGCAUCUCAUCAAACUAGGAAUGGAAAAUGAUGACAGUGCGGUGCAGUACGCAAUUGGCCGUUCAGACACCGUCGCCCCUGGCACGGGGAUUGACCUGGAGUUUGAUGCCGAUGUCCAGACCAUGUCCCCAGAAGCUUCCGAGUAUGAAACGUGCUACGUCACAUCCCACAAAGGGCCUUGCCGUGUGGCCACGUACAGUCGAGAUGGGCAGUUAAUAGCCACCGGGUCUGCCGAUGCCUCCAUAAAGAUCCUGGACACAGAACGGAUGUUGGCAAAGAGCGCCAUGCCGAUAGAGGUCAUGAUGAACGAGACUGCACAGCAGAACAUGGAAAACCACCCAGUGAUCCGAACGCUCUACGACCAUGUGGAUGAAGUGACGUGUCUGGCCUUCCACCCAACAGAGCAGAUCCUGGCCUCCGGUUCAAGGGACUACACGCUCAAGUUGUUCGAUUACUCCAAACCUUCCGCCAAGAGAGCCUUCAAGUACAUUCAGGAAGCCGAAAUGCUGCGCUCCAUCUCCUUCCACCCCUCCGGAGACUUCAUCCUCGUGGGCACUCAGCACCCUACCCUGCGGCUUUACGACAUCAACACCUUCCAGUGCUUCGUCUCCUGCAAUCCUCAGGACCAGCACACAGACGCCAUCUGCUCCGUUAACUACAACCCCAGUGCCAACAUGUACGUGACCGGCAGCAAGGACGGCUGCAUCAAGCUGUGGGACGGCGUUUCCAACCGCUGCAUCACCACCUUCGAGAAGGCGCACGACGGCGCCCAGGUGUGCUCCGCCAUCUUUUCCAAAAACUCCAAGUACAUCCUGUCAAGCGGAAAAGACUCUGUAGCCAAACUCUGGGAAAUCUCCACCGGCCGCACGCUGGUCAGAUACACAGGUGCCGGGCUGAGCGGGCGCCAGGUGCACCGGACGCAGGCCGUGUUCAACCACACCGAGGACUACGUGCUACUGCCGGACGAACGGACCAUCAGCCUCUGCUGCUGGGACUCUCGCACAGCCGAGCGCCGGAACCUGCUGUCGCUGGGCCACAACAACAUCGUGCGCUGCAUCGUGCACUCGCCCACCAACCCCGGCUUCAUGACCUGCAGCGACGACUUCCGCGCGCGCUUCUGGUACCGCAGGUCCACCACCGACUGA